UUGUGUUUUCGAGUGUGUACAUUCACUCCUAUUCGCCAUUGAGAUCAACCAAAGUUUUGAUCAGCAAUUCGCUCGGAACCAUCAUGGACCGAAUGGGUAUGCCGAUUCCGCCGUCGCGGUCUGACCUCAAUCUCAGUCGCCACAUCCUCUCUGAUCUCCUCUAUAUCUGGAGGCACUCCUCUUCGCUGUCUGCCUUCUUACAGCCUCUCCCGACGAGGACCACUCACAGUCAUUCAUUCAGCUCUCACUCAUUGAGUUCCUCAAGCCCGCUCUUUUUCCGCCGCCCUAUCGAAGGCCUCCUACUUCCCCUGACAUAUUCCCAUCUUACUAUACAGCUCUGAUUUAUCAUCAUGAAGGUUCUCAGCACCAUUGCUGUUUGCGCGGCCUCUGCCAAUGCGUUUGAGUGGACAUGGCCAAAGGUCUCCGACGAGCCCAUCUAUCCUCCCAAUGGAUACAACAUGCCCACCAAGGGACCUGUGGACAACUCAACUUACGAGUACAUCGUCGUCGGAUCUGGUCCUGGAGGUUCUCCUUUGGCAGCUCGUCUAGCUCUUGCUGGACACAGUGUCUUACUCAUCGAUGCAGGCGAGGAUCACGGGACAGACAGACAAGUACAGGUACCAGCUCUUCACCCUUACGCUAGCGAGUACAACCCAAUCCGAUGGGACUUCUUUGUGGAUCACUACGCCGACGAAGAGCAAGCCAAGCGCGACUCCAAGAUGUCAUACCUUACUCCGUCGGGAGAGUACUACUCUGGACUCAACCCACCCGAAGGCUCGGUGAGAAAGGGUGUCCUCUACCCCAGAACUGGUGCGCUUGGUGGCUGCGCUCAACACAACGCCCUGACUAUGAUACUCCCUACUGAGAACGACUGGAACAACAUCGCCACCCUGACUGGUGAUGAUUCCUGGAUGGCCAAGAACAUGCGCAAAUACUUUGAGAGACUCGAGCGUAACCGUUAUGUACCCAGCAGUUUUGUCGGACAUGGCUUCAGCGGUUGGCUCGAAACUCGUGUCACCCCUGUUCUUCUCAUCGCUGAGGAUCUCAAGGUCUUGUCACUUGUCACUGCUGCAGCCACCGCCAUGGGCAAGGGCCUUAUUGGAGGACUCUUACAUACCGUCACUGGCCUUGCUGAGAUCCUGACGCUCGACAUUAACAACCCUACCAAGUCUCGCGACAGUGCCGAGCUCAUCUACCAGAUUCCUCUUUCCAUGGAUGGCGACUACGUUCGCAGCUCUCCUCGUGACUUUGUUCUCCAAGUCGCUGGAGCUACUAACAAGGAUGGUUCCAAGAAGUACAAGCUCGAUGUCGCUCUCAACACUCUCGUUACCAAGGUCAACUUCGAUACCUCCAACACCAAGCCCAAGGCAACUGGCGUUGACUACCUCUUCGGUCAGAGCUUGUACCGCGCCGACCCUCGCGCUGGUACUGAUGAUGGUGGUGAAGCCGGAACUGUUCAUGCCAGCCGUGAAGUCAUCGUCUCCGGUGGUGCUUUCAACACUCCCCAGAUCCUCAAGCUUAGCGGUGUUGGCCCAGCUCAAGAACUUCACUCUCACGGAAUUCCUGUAGUCAAGGAUCUUCCUGGUGUCGGUGGCAACAUGCAGGACAGAUACGAGGUUGGUGUUGUCGGCAAGGCACCUUCCGAGUUCUCAUUGCUCAAGAAGUGCAAGUUCCUGAACGGCACCGACCCUUGCUAUGACAACUGGAAAAACAACGUCGGAGCUCUCAAGGGCGGCUACACUACCAAUGGUAUUGCUUUUGGGUUCCUCCACCACUCGUCCGUCUCGGAGAGCGAUCCUGAUCUUUUCCUGGGCGGUGUCCCUGCCUACUUCAACGGCUACUUCCCUGGUUACUCUGUCCACGCCACCCAAGACUUGAGCAUCUGGACUUGGCUCACUCUCAAGGCUCAUUCUCGCAACAAUGCAGGCACCGUCAACCUCACUUCAUCAAACCCUCGUGACACCCCAAAGAUCGUCUUCCGCUCUCUCGGUGAGGGCGUUGGUGGCGACAAAGAUUUACAAGCUGUCUACGAAGGUGUGCAACACGGUAUCAAAGCUUUCAAGGACCUCAUUCCUCUCGACGGCAAGUUUGACCGCGUCUGGCCUCCACCUGAGAUGACCUCUGAGGAGGACCUGAAGCAGUUCAUCAAGGACGAGGCUUGGGGACAUCACGCUUCGUGCACUGCUCCCAUCGGUGCUGAUGACGACCCGAUGGCUGUCCUUGACAGCGAGUUCCGUGUCCGUGGAGUUGAUGGGCUUCGUGUUGUUGAUGCUUCUAUCUUCCCCAAGAUUCCAGGCAUGUACAUCGCUUUGCCCAUUUACAUGGUCAGUGAGAAGGCUGCCGAAGUGAUCAUCAAUUCAGCUGCUUCCUCAUAAAUCGUUGAGGGAACUUGAUGCGAUGGGAUUUAUCCAAAGCCAGUAGUUUGGUCGGCCGUUCUCCGCCAGUAAUGUUGAACCU
This is a messenger RNA of Aureobasidium pullulans EXF-150, 2457 nucleotides long. Its product is annotated as GMC oxidoreductase. Lineage: Eukaryota; Fungi; Ascomycota; Dothideomycetes; Dothideales; Saccotheciaceae. Bases 351 to 2375 code for a protein of 674 amino acids. The transcript is spliced from 3 exons. The record is from RefSeq and is a predicted model, not a curated record. Gene Ontology annotation, molecular function: flavin adenine dinucleotide binding; oxidoreductase activity, acting on CH-OH group of donors.